This is a messenger RNA of Beta vulgaris subsp. vulgaris (sugar beet), 951 nucleotides long. RefSeq names its product inactive protein RESTRICTED TEV MOVEMENT 1. The record is from RefSeq and is a predicted model, not a curated record. The coding region runs from base 119 to 709 and encodes 196 amino acids. NCBI's taxonomy places the organism in Eukaryota, Viridiplantae, Streptophyta, Magnoliopsida, Caryophyllales, Amaranthaceae. The transcript has 3 exons.
GAAAAAGUAAAAAGAACAAGAAAAAGCAACGAAAAGAAAAGGAUAAAGAUGAGUAAAGACGAGUAAAGUAAAACCCUCUUCUAUUUUACCUCCUGUCAGAGACUUCGAAAGGUUUGUAAUGGCGACCGAAGAAACCACUAUCAUGAGUCGCGUAGAUUCAGACAGUACAAAAUAUAUAAAAGUAGGUCCAGCUGGACUUACUGAAACGAAUGAUCACCCUACAGCCUGGGAUGAGAAAGGGCAUACGAAGAUCAGUCGAAUAUAUAUAUCGUAUGAACCGGAGUCUAUAACGUCCAUCCAGUUUCAAUAUGUGGAAGAUGGAAAUUUUGUGCUUUCUCCGGUGUAUAUUGAACGACUUGGUGGAUCAAAAUUUAGACAGAUAACACUCGACAGUGAUAACGAGUACAUCACCGGGAUUAGUGGUUGCUGGAAGCAUGCUGCAUAUGAAGAUUUUAAUACAUUAUUGGAAGGUGAAACUAUGGACAUUUCAGUAAUCACUUCAUUAACAAUUGAAACCAACAAAAACACAUUUGGACCUUUUGGACGUGUUGGACCGACCUGCCGUGAACGAGAGUUCAGCUUUCAGUUUGGUCCAGGCAACGAAUUCGGUGGAUUUUAUGGUACUUUCCAUAACCCAGCAUCCUGGGGAUGGGAUAAUCCUCCUUCUAAUGUGCUCGGGUCCAUAGGAGUAUAUCUUAAGUCGGGAUGACAAGAGACGAGAAUGGCUAGCUAGGUUAUCUUAUUACGUAAAAAAGCUAAACGGAGAACUUGAUCUUUACCAAAAAGUAGGCAGUGUAGCUUUUUUAUAUGUUCUAUGGAGAACUGUUUUUCAAGUAGUUUUACUUGUUUAUGUUCAUGAAGAUUAAGAACGGUUUAGAGUUUUUAAGUGCUUUUGAUGUUAUGAACCAACUUCAACCAAUCUUUAUAAAAGAUGUUAUCAUGUUUGUUUAA